UCAUUGUGAAAAUGGUGCAUAACUAAACUGUAGAAAUUCAAGAAUGCUGCAUCGACACAUGUCGUUAAAGGAAAAAAUAAUCUAGGUGUUGUUGGUAAUGAUUCUAGUGUAUUAUCUGCGUCCAUAUAGGCCAUCAAGGCAUUGCUUGUUGUCGUGACUGGAAGAGAAGCGGUGAGUUGAGAUCUGAGCGGUCGACCACACAGCCAGUCAUCCAGUAAGUCAUCCAGCCAGUCAUCCAGUCACUGACCAUGGGGAACAUCUUUGGGAACCUGCUGAAGAGCCUGUUAGGGAAGAAGGAGAUGCGGAUCCUGAUGGUUGGGCUGGACGCUGCCGGGAAAACCACCAUCCUGUACAAACUGAAGCUGGGCGAGAUUGUCACCACCAUCCCCACUAUCGGGUUUAACGUGGAGACGGUGGAGUAUAAGAACAUCAGCUUCACAGUGUGGGACGUGGGCGGUCAGGACAAGAUCAGGCCUCUUUGGAGGCACUACUUCCAGAACACACAGGGACUGAUCUUCGUGGUGGACAGUAACGACCGCGAGCGGGUGAACGAGGCCCGGGAAGAGCUGAUGAGGAUGCUGGCUGAGGACGAGCUACGAGACGCUGUGCUCCUCAUCUUCGCCAACAAACAGGACCUGCCCAACGCCAUGAACGCAGCAGAGAUCACCGACAAGCUGGGGCUCCACUCCCUCCGCCACCGCAAUUGGUACAUCCAGGCCACCUGCGCCACCAGUGGAGACGGCCUGUACGAGGGCCUGGACUGGCUGGCCAAUCAGCUGAAGAACAAGAAGUGAGUGGACCAAUCAGAGGUGAAAGAGGCGAAAUCUCAGUCCUUGGCUCUUGAAUCCAGAAUUGGUAGCGGUUGUAGUUGAUCCAUUAAGCGCAAGAUCCUGAUAUGGUGGGAGUGAAAUGUGAUUGGUUUGUAGGAAGGGGACUUAGAAAGAAAAUCCCUAUUCCUUGAGGAUUCCUAUUCCCAGUCCUUGAGGAUGUUUUCAACCUGAUGUCAAUUAUUUAAAAAUACAAGUAUCACCUUGCAGAUUUGUGUCAUCCAUGUCGAUUAAUGACAUUCAAUAAAUAAUAAUUAAACACAUUAAUAAGCAUCAAGACUUUAGGACCCCUAUUUAUUUAUUUAUUUAUUUAUUAAUUUGAGAUCGGGCAAUGUUAGUUUGGUUCGGAACACAGUAUUAUGCAUGGUCAUGAAGUUAAAACAUCUAUUGGAAAUGAAGUAUGGAAUUGUAUCUGUCGAAUGUUAUCUAUUUAGCCAGUGUCUUCUGACAGUAUUCUUCUUUUACAUUCAAAUUGCUACUGCUGGUUGGAGCAAUCCAGUACUGGUAAAUAUUAAUGGACAGUGACAUAGAUUUGUGUAAAACACGUCCAAUAUGCAAAAGCAUGCUUUUUUCUAUGUCAACUGUACAUUUUCACGUUUUGCUUAACAAGUACAAAUAUAUACUUGUAAGAAUAUACCUGAAAUAUACCUGAAUAGAAUCAUUGUGAUUGAUAUCUUCAAUUGUAAAUAUUGGGAUUCAUGUAUGGACUGAUUUAUAUAGAUACAUGAAUUUAACAUUACAGCUUCUGUAUCACAUUACUUGUAUUGAGUUCCGUUUUUCAUGCGACCGUUGUUUUUGUGGCCUUACGUUGAGAAGUCUUUAUUUUGAUGAUGGUUUGUAUGUUACUUUCACCACAAUUGUGGCGAAAUAUAUCAGUUAACUUCUUUAUUUCCCCCCCUCUUUAUACUCAGUCAAUUCGGUGCAAGAUAGAAAGUAUUAUUACUGUAACAAUGUAAUUACUUAACAUUCCAACUAAGGGUUUGUUUUAUUAAUGUAAACCGACAAAAUUCAGAUAGAUGGUUGAAUUCUACUUAGAAGUACAUGCUGUUAGUAUUGGUGAGGAUGUGUCCAGUAAUGCCAGUUUACAUGUUAACUGCUCUGGUAAAUCAAUAAAAAGACCUGCAUUCAUGUUA
Esox lucius (northern pike) is the source of this 1960-nucleotide messenger RNA. It is a transcript of the gene arf3a, whose product is annotated as ADP-ribosylation factor 3a. The record is from RefSeq and is a predicted model, not a curated record. The coding region runs from base 249 to 794 and encodes 181 amino acids. Gene Ontology annotation, molecular function: GTPase activity; GTP binding. Gene Ontology annotation, biological process: vesicle-mediated transport; intracellular protein transport. The transcript is spliced from 5 exons. Lineage: Eukaryota; Metazoa; Chordata; Actinopteri; Esociformes; Esocidae. Gene Ontology annotation, cellular component: cytoplasm; plasma membrane.